Prorocentrum cordatum is the source of this 1413-nucleotide messenger RNA. The record is from the annotation of a GenBank genome assembly. NCBI's taxonomy places the organism in Eukaryota, Dinophyceae, Prorocentrales, Prorocentraceae.
GGGCCGCCCUCGGGGGCCGAGUGCGUCAACGUGGCCUUCGACAACUUGCCGAUCGAGGUCCCCUGCUCCGCUGGACCUUCGACGCCGCAGCGCUCGCCGGCGUCUCGGGGUGCGACGAUGCUGGAGGAGCGUGUCGCCAAGAAGGGGGUGCCGCUGACGAAGAGCUAUCUGGCGAUCCGGGCAUGGGGGCCGUCGACGAAGGUGAUCUUGGGUCAUUUGCCACGCCUCGUCGGGCGCAGUCGUGACCAGAUAUGCCAGAGCCUCGAGAUGUCCACGCGCAUGUCAGGACAUGUUGCUCAGCUGUGCCAUUCCCUGGGCGACCUGACUCCUAUGGCGGACGCAAGGGGCGCCGUGUCCGGUGCCGGGACGGCUCGGGAAUCUCUGGCCAAGGCGAAGUCGGGGACCGGAACGGACCAGGAGGUGCCGACGGACGACGAGGAGACGACGGCGGCCUGCGAGGCGCUGUUCAACGUAAAUAGCGAUGCCGAUUUCCGCGCUGUCGACCUUCGUGAGCAAGAGACGCGCUGCGCGGAUGUGGCCAACAUGGGCACCCCGAUGACCGAGCCCCUGGAGCGCGAGUGCUACUUCGACGAGUUCCAAGCGCGCGGCGCCGACUUGAUGGAAGGCUGCGCUCGUGCUGCCCGACCCGCAAACCAUGAUGCCCAGUUCGAGCUCCGGGCAUCGCCGGGCGCUGCCAAGGAAGGCGGCUGGGACUUUUCUAUUCCGGAGGGUUCUCGGCGUUGGAAGGCGCAAGCUAUCGUGGACAAGCCGUUGGUGGUGGUGAUUGGAUUUCCCUGCGUUGCGUGGCGUUCGUACAGCGUGAACGUCAAGUACUUAGACUGCCCAGAGUUGCUGGAGAAGCCUCGAGCCCGUGACCGUAAACUGAUCUGCAUCAUGAAGUGGACCAUCGACGGCCAGUUCAAGCGCGGCAGGUUCUUCUCGUCCGAGAAGCCGCCGACCUCGUCAAUUUGGAGCGAUGCCCAGUUCUGCCCGCCCCUUAAGUGGGGCCAGACAACAAUCGGACGCGGAUGCCAGCAUGGUAAGACUGGCAAGACAGGGCUACCGAUUCUGAAAGCCUUCCGCCGGUACUCCAACGCGCCGCAGCUGCUCGCCGCUUUGAGUCGCCGAUGCCCAGGACUUCGGCCAGAGUCCGGAGGCCGCGUCCACGACUCGAUCGAGAACGCCAAGAGGACGAAGGCCAGCGGUGAGUACACAGACGAGAUGGCCUGCGCAAUACUGCGCGCGAUCCAGCAUAGGGCGGCCCAGAUGCAGCCGAGUCGCUUUGCAGACCUUCCAGUCGCAGCUACCGAGUGGGAAGUAUUAUUCUCCUACAUCGGGCUUAUCGACGUGCCAUGCGCGGCCCCGCCCAAGGACCAGUCGAAGCAGGGCGAGGUCUUCCAGGGCGCGCGGCAG